Messenger RNA from Drosophila kikkawai, 723 nucleotides. It is a transcript of the gene Prx5, whose product is annotated as Peroxiredoxin 5. NCBI's taxonomy places the organism in Eukaryota, Metazoa, Arthropoda, Insecta, Diptera, Drosophilidae. Gene Ontology annotation, biological process: cellular response to oxidative stress; cell redox homeostasis; hydrogen peroxide catabolic process. Gene Ontology annotation, cellular component: cytoplasm; mitochondrion; peroxisome. The record is from RefSeq and is a predicted model, not a curated record. Gene Ontology annotation, molecular function: thioredoxin peroxidase activity.
AUUUGUGUGCGUGAGAAGAAGAAGGAGAAGAGAGGAGAAUGCGAGUGCUGUGCAAAUUUCUUGUUAACUCCGCGUUGCCCCAGCAAAUCAAGUUGGUGCGAUCUCUGUCCAGAACAGUGCCAGCCAUGGUCAAAGUAGGUGAUUCCCUGCCAACGGUGGACCUCUUCGAGGAUUCCCCUGCUAACAAGAUCAACACCGGCGAUCUAGUUAACGGCAAAAAAGUGAUCAUAUUCGGUGUGCCCGGCGCUUUUACUCCUGGCUGCUCCAAGACCCACUUGCCCGGCUAUGUGAGCUCCGCCGACGAGCUGAAGUCAAAGCAGGGCGUAGACGAGAUUGUUUGCGUUUCCGUGAACGAUCCGUUUGUGAUGUCCGCUUGGGGCAAGGAGCACGGAGCUGCUGGAAAGGUGCGCCUUCUCGCCGAUCCCGCCGGUGGCUUUACCAAGGCCCUGGAUGUGACAAUUGAUCUGCCGCCACUGGGUGGCGUGCGCUCCAAGCGCUACUCCCUGGUGGUGGAGAACGGCAAGGUGACCGAGUUGAACGUGGAGCCAGAUGGCACCGGCCUUAGCUGCUCGCUGGCCAACAACAUUGGCAAGAAGUAAAGGAUUCCAGUCUCCCCAAUACGCUAGAGAAACUCAUACAGUAACUGCUAGGCCGCAAUGAUAUCAAUUACAUCUUGAAAAGAACUAUAUGUAGCACGUACAAUAUAUGCGAUUAGAGGUGUUA